Monoraphidium neglectum is the source of this 300-nucleotide messenger RNA. Its product is annotated as glycosyl hydrolase. The transcript has 3 exons. Bases 1 to 300 code for a protein of 99 amino acids. The record is from RefSeq and is a predicted model, not a curated record. Lineage: Eukaryota; Viridiplantae; Chlorophyta; Chlorophyceae; Sphaeropleales; Selenastraceae.
AUGCUCAUCGGCAUCGCGGGCAACGUGAUCAAGCAGAACGCCAUCAGCCCGCCGCCCCGGGACCCGUCGAUGGCUUCGGAGGAGGAGGCCGGCCGCGCCGGCAAGAACUUUGUUCGCGCUGCGCUGCUGGGCCUGGGCGCCACCUUUGCUGGCGUCCUGCUGUUUUCCGCCCCCGAGUACCUGGCCCAGUUUGCUUCCGUGAAGCUUCCCGAGCUGCUGACUCAGCCCGGCGUGCAGGUGUCGCUCAAGUGCGCCGGCUCCGCCUUUGCCAACUGGGUCAUCACCGCCUACUACUACUAA